CGCUGCAAGACGCAUCACGCCCACUGAACUCAUUGCAGAGUCUGAGUGCGUAGACGGAAUGUGGACCGACAUCACUCUGCAGUGCUUCCCAGAUUGCCCUUCGUGGCCCAUGCGGCAGCGCACCGUCAUGGACAGUGGCGGCGGCUUGCGGGUGGGAUCCUUGCUGCGAUUGGCCUGCGACGGUCGACCAGAGGUGGCCAUUCGAUGUGGCAUGCGAGGCACCUGGGAACUCCUGAGGGAGCGGGAGGAUGGCCCCGGAGGCUCGCCUCCCGGCCGCCCCAGCCGCCCCAGCGGUCGCAGUUUGAAGUUCACGGUGGGGCCGGAGCUCAGCGAGCAGGAGUUCGCCUCGAUGUGUCCUUUGAGCAACGGAAGCCGCCAAAAUUUGAUGAACAUGACCUUCUGGGCCAAGCUCUCGGGUGAUGAGCGGGCGAUGUUUCUGAUCUUGGCCUUGGGAUGUUUCGGGUCCCUGUGCGGAUUGGCCUGUACAUACUUCUUAUCACCCUACGUACCGGAUGAGCCGCCAGAGGAGGAGCAGAACGAUUCCGAGACGCAGAACGAGGCCUCUGAGGAUCCGGCGUUACGGCGCUUCAAUCUGCUGACGGGUGAACUGGAACGUCGCCGCUCAUUGGGUCGGCGGAAACGCGGUGGCUCCACUCGCUUGUCCGCCAUGGUGCAACGCAGUGCGAGCCGGUUGGCAGGCUAUCUGCAAGAUGGAGGUCCAAAGGUGGCCAGUUGUUCCAACUGCGAUCGGCCCGCCAGCCACGUGUGUUUUCCAUGCAGCCAUCUCUGCCUUUGUGUGACCUGUGCGGAAGACUUUCUGCACAGUUUCCCCGGGGGAUUUCAGGAGCUUCAUCGCGACGAGGAUGGACUUGACAUCAGUGCUCAGCAACCUUCAUGUCCGCUCUGUGGGCAAUUUGUGUUCUGCGUGAUCGAUGCCAAGCCCGCGCAAGUCUUCGACGUCCCCGGCCCCCUAGACCUGGCCUUGAGCGCCGCCAGCGCCGCGGCCUCCUCCUUGCGCAGGGGCGCCGCUUAUGCUGCGCAAGGUGCCGCCGACGUGGCCGCCCGCAGUCGCCACAUCCCACCCACCACAGUGGGUCGGUCCCGCGAGAGCCGCGAGAGCCGCGAGACGCGGGUGUGAAGCGGCCGUGGGAGCUGUGGGUAGGGAUGAAACCUGCGGGAUCUCCGCGAGCCUCUAUCAAUAGGCAUUGCAUGGGGAUGUGAG
Cladocopium goreaui is the source of this 1222-nucleotide messenger RNA. The record is from the annotation of a GenBank genome assembly. NCBI's taxonomy places the organism in Eukaryota, Dinophyceae, Suessiales, Symbiodiniaceae.